GGACGCGCAGCGGGGGCGCGCAGGUACAACAGGCACAAUGCGCAGCAGCUCUCCAGACGUGCUCGGGCUGCACGAUGCUCCUCUUCUAGGUGACUAGAGGUGAUCUCCUCACUGCUUCAUAUCUGGAGACAUUCAGCAGAACGACACUACAACCCACCGAGAUGAGCCUGAUUCGUACUGCAGGGCACUGCUGCUGAACGGCUGGAGGACGCUGGAGGGGAUGGCCUCCUUAGCAGACUGAAACGGGUCUGGAUCCACUGAAAGAACCUAUGCGCCUUUUCUCCUGCGCUAUAACGUCUGCUCCACUCCAGUCGUCUCCAGGAUCAGAGUGAUGUGGACGACUCAGGACCGCGGACGGUGGGGGGUCGGCUGUCUGUCCCUCCUUGUGGCCAUGGUCUGCGGUGCGCAGAGCGCAAACGAGCCCAGCAACAUGUCCUAUGUGAAAGCUACUGUGGACAAACUACUGAAGGGUUAUGACAUUCGUCUAAGGCCUGACUUUGGAGGUGCUCCGGUGGACGUCGGUAUGAGUAUAGACAUCGCCAGCAUUGACAUGGUGUCAGAAGUCAACAUGGACUACACCAUCACCAUGUACUUCCAGCAGUCGUGGAGGGACAAACGUCUCUCUUACACUGGGAUCCCACUCAACCUGACCCUGGACAACAGGGUGGCAGAUCAACUGUGGGUGCCAGACACCUACUUCAUCAAUGACAAGAAGUCCUUCGUCCACGGGGUGACGGUCAAGAACCGCAUGAUACGACUGCAUCCAGAUGGAACUGUGCUGUACGGCCUUAGGAUCACAACUACAGCAGCCUGCAUGAUGGACUUGCGCAGAUACCCAUUGGACGAACAGAACUGCACCUUGGAGAUAGAGAGCUAUGGAUACACCACUGAUGACAUUGAGUUCUACUGGCAAGGAGGGAGUUCGGGGUCGGUCACGGGGGUGGAGAACAUCGAACUUCCCCAGUUUUCCAUUAUGGACUAUCAAACGCUCUCCAAGAAAGCAGUGUUUGCUACAGGUUCCUACCCGCGGUUGUCACUGAGCUUCAAGCUGAAGAGAAACAUUGGAUACUUCAUCUUGCAGACGUACAUGCCCUCCACCCUGAUCACCAUCCUGUCCUGGGUCUCCUUCUGGAUCAACUACGACGCCUCGGCCGCCAGAGUGGCCUUGGGCAUAACGACGGUUCUGACAAUGACCACUAUCAACACCCAUCUGAGGGAGACUCUGCCCAAGAUUCCUUACGUCAAGGCCAUCGACAUUUACCUCAUGGGCUGCUUCGUCUUCGUCUUCCUGGCUCUGCUGGAGUACGCGUUUGUCAACUACAUCUUCUUCGGACGGGGCCCGCACCUGCAGAAGAAAGUGGCGGAGAAGGCUGCCAAGACCAAUAAUGAGAACAAGAGCCGGCUGGAGAGCAACAAAGUGCAAGUGGAUGCCCACGGCAACAUCCUGCUGACCAACCUCACCAACGAGAUGAGCGGCGCCGAAAUGAUGGGGGCGCUCAACGACCCGCGAGUCACCAUGUUCUCCUACGACAGCGCCAGCAUUCAGUAUCGCAAGCCCAUGACCAGCCGGGACAUGUACGGCCGGCCCGCCCUGGACCGCCCUGUGGCCCACAAGAAGAGCCGCUUGAGGAGGAGGGCCUCGCAGCUCAAGGUGAAGAUCCCGGACCUGACGGAUGUCAAUGCCAUAGACAAGUGGUCGCGCGUCAUCUUCCCCAUCAUCUUCACAUUCUUCAACCUGGUGUACUGGCUCUACUACGUCCACUAAAGGUCAAAGCUUGAGGCGGCCACAAAAAAACACCCGACUGGCGCUUUGCUUACGUCGGUUGGGUCCUUGUACAGUGUUGCGCAAAUAAAAGUGUGUCUGUUGGGGGGUCGGGGUGGGCAGGGGGUCAACUUAUCCAACUAGUUUGUAUAAAUUCUAUUGCUGAAUACACACAAGUCCCCUGGAUGUCUUUUCAAUGUAAAUACGAUUUAAUAUAUAAUAUAUAAAUAUACAUAUAUAUAAGAGAAAUAUAAUUUAAUAAAUGAUCUCACCUUUUGAUCUAUUCAUCAGUACAACAAAUGAAAUAGAUGAAAUUAAACUAAGGGAUUUUAAACGCACACAUUUUUCUGUUUGGAUUUUGUGCCAAAAAGUUAGAGACAAUGCUAUUUCCUUUAUUAGGUUUCCUACUCUCAGCUUACUUUAUCGCACUCUGCAUGCAUAUAAAACACAGCUUUCAUUUGCUAUUGAUUUUUUUUCAAAUACAAUUGAAAAGAGCCCAGAGCAGAAAAGUGAGGGUAAGAAAAAUGUUUUAUCAUAUAUUAAAACUAAUAUUAUUAUCAAGCAAAAUUAUGUGUAAAAUCUUUCUGUACGAUUGACAAGAUAUUGCAAAGUAUUUGGCGAGAUGACAUACUAUAAAUUGGUGACACUGGAUUGUUUGCGCGCGAUGGUUAGACUGAAGUGACUCAUUGUCAUCGUAAGGGCCAUUUGUAUUGUAUCCGAUGAGGAGCAAGUGACAUAUCUUUACAGAGGACUUUGUUUUAGCCGUUUAUCUUAUGCUGAGUGCAUGUCUGCUCUUUUACACAGUGCAAUUUGCUUUAUUUAUUUUAUUGCCGGGCAAUAUUUAGCCACUUAUACUGUAUGCUUUUAAACAACCAUUGCAUUUAAGGUUAGUCCUGGUCAAAAUGUUAAAUGUAACUUGACCAAUAAUUACAUGAAGACAAAUUUGUGAACAUUUCUAACAAAAAUAUUCUCACAGUGUCUGUGAGCAUGUAUAAUGUAAUUUUCUUUAAAAGAAAUCAGGUAAAGAAUGACCUAUGAUGUCACCAUACAUUUGAAAGUAACAUUUUAAAAACUUGAGGCCCCAAACACUCUGUUAAGGUUUUUUGAACGAUGACCUGAUCCCAAAUCAAUUUUAAAAUGGUUGCCACGUCGGCAACCAGUGAUGAGCUGCAGGUAGUCAACAUUGUCAGAUUAUGGUCCUAUGUAAUUAUUCUGCAUAUUUAAAUAAUUGAAAAGUUAUAUUAAAAAAAAUUAAAUAUAUAUUAUGCAAAACACAUUUCCUUUUUUCUAUCCCGGUAUGCAGCUUUAAGUAAGCAUCAACAUAACUUUGAACAGUUUUGAUUUUAAGGCGGUAUAUCACGUACACUGCAUUCCUUUUAGAAACAGAAGUUGGUUUCCCAUCAUUUGAAGAGAUGUUAUUUUUCUUUAUUUUCUGAUUGUUGCUAGUUCAAAUUAAGGCCCCGUCCACACAAAGCCGAAACGAUCUAUCCGGUUUCGGAGUAUCUCUGUAAAGACGGAGUCAAGCGAAACCGGGUAGAUCUGUAGAAACGCUGUAGUACACAUGCCAGGCCCAUAAUGGGCGCUGCUUCUGCUACAGAAAUCCAGAAGUAAAUUAAAUAAGAAGAAGAGGCGAGCAUGCGCAUAAAGGCUGCCCCCCCAAACCACUAACAACACAAACAAACAGUCUGUCAACAGUCUCAAUAAAUAAUGGCUUAGCAACCCAACAAGGGACAUGAUCUGCUGCAGAACGAUUACAAGCCUACAGUCCGCCAUCAUCUUUGUUGUUGUGAGUUCUGAGACUCCGCGGGCUUAACAGGCAUUGGCUAGAGGGUCGAGGGGUGUGGCGAUGACGUCAUGGUUUAAGGUUUUAGUAGGGUUCAGGCGUCCACACGAAUCCAAAACGAAACCGGGUAGAUUUGAAACCACCUCCGAGGGUGGUUUCAGAAGUUUACGGUUUCGGUCAGCGGAUUCGCCGGCUUCGUGUGGACGGAAGGCUGAACCGUACAAGACCUUUGCGGUUUCGCCAUGAAAUCGGCUUCGUGUGGACGGGGCCUAAGCUAUACUUUUAACAAGCUCCAGUCAUCACUGAAUUGUUGAACAGCUGUGUCAAAUGGGGCUGAAUUUUUAAAUCAGGACAAAUAAAUAGCCGUCCCGCUAUAAUUUAAUCAUAUGAAAGAGGGUAAUUAAUGUUGCAAUAUGUGCUGAUGGGAAGCCUCCAUUGACUGUUUGAGUAGGACUGAAGACAAAUUAUUGUAAUGCUAACUUUGUGUUCAAAGAAACAAAAGUGAUGUAUGCUCACGAAACCGAGAUUGUGUAAUUAUUAACAGCGUUUGGGAAGGUAGGAAUAUAACAAAUAAAAAGUGUAAAAUCGA
Molecule: messenger RNA, 4134 nt
Organism: Gadus macrocephalus (Pacific cod)
Lineage: Eukaryota; Metazoa; Chordata; Actinopteri; Gadiformes; Gadidae
Gene: gabrb1
Product: gamma-aminobutyric acid type A receptor subunit beta1
Exons: 10
Coding region: 332-1765 (477 amino acids)
Biological process (GO): monoatomic ion transmembrane transport; regulation of membrane potential; chemical synaptic transmission
Cellular component (GO): GABA-A receptor complex; membrane; synapse
Molecular function (GO): GABA-A receptor activity; extracellular ligand-gated monoatomic ion channel activity; neurotransmitter receptor activity
Source: RefSeq, a predicted model, not a curated record